This is a messenger RNA of Metopolophium dirhodum (rose-grain aphid), 538 nucleotides long. RefSeq names its product COP9 signalosome complex subunit 9. Bases 208 to 375 code for a protein of 55 amino acids. NCBI's taxonomy places the organism in Eukaryota, Metazoa, Arthropoda, Insecta, Hemiptera, Aphididae. The record is from RefSeq and is a predicted model, not a curated record. The transcript is spliced from 3 exons. Gene Ontology annotation, biological process: negative regulation of protein neddylation.
CAAAUAAACAUUAGAAUACAUAUUAUUAUUAUUAUUAUUAUUUAUUAUUUAUUUUAUCUAAUAACUAACAAUGAUAACUGUCAACGAUAACGAACUAACGACCAUCAUUAUUAAAUAUUAAAUUCCUCAAGUCAAAAACAGAACACAAAAGUCCUCAUUCAUUAAUUGUUGUAUCGAUAAAUUAUCGACGAUAAUCGACAAUUUAACAUGAAGCCUGUAGUAGCUGCCGAUGAAAUGUUCCCAGAAGGGACCAGUGCCAUAAUGGACUUGGACGAUGAGACGGGAAGCAAUGUUAUAUUUGAAAUGAGUGACAAAAGUCUACAAGCUGAUUUUUAUAAUGAUUUUAAUGAUCUUAACGAUGAUGAUGAUUUUUAACAUACAAAUGUUACCUCAAGAAAAAAAAUAUCCACAAACUACUUGAUUUAAUUACAAAUAAUGGCAAUGUGGUUGUGAAAGUAUUUUUUUUUUAUAUAUUUUCUCAUUAUGUCAAGUAUUUGUUGUAUAUUUUAGUAUUAAAUAUAUUAAGAUAUUAAUUAUA